This is a messenger RNA of Danio rerio (zebrafish), 2080 nucleotides long. NCBI's taxonomy places the organism in Eukaryota, Metazoa, Chordata, Actinopteri, Cypriniformes, Danionidae. The record is from RefSeq and is a predicted model, not a curated record.
CCGUCAAUGAUUUCUUAAAUAAAUAGGCUGCUCCAGCUCCUUGGUCAUCUUGCUGUUAGAUUCUGCACAAAGGGCUCAAAAGACAGCGAUCAAAGUCCACGUUUAUUAACCUAAAAAUACAGGAAGCUGAGCUCGCACGUAUACUACAGUGGUAAAGAAACACGGAGAGCAUUAAGGGGUUUUAUUUUUCCCACCUUUCUCUGAUGACAGUUUUGAGCACAGAUACAGAUAUGAUGCCUUUAUUCUUUGGCUUGUGCUUGUGUUACAUCAGUGGAGCGCAGAACGUUUACAGAGCAGUUUCAAUACCAGACCAGGCUUAUUUUGCCGAGACGUUUGAUGAAGGUGCGCUGGACAGAAAAUGGGUUUUGUCCAAAGCAGUGGUGAAGCAUCUCCGUUAUAAUGGGGAGUGGGCUGUAGAAGAGUCCAUUCAACCAAGGCUGUUGGGAAACAAAGGCCUGGUCCUCAAGUCUCCUGGCAGACAUCAUGCCAUAUCUGCAUACUUGCGGAAUAUCUAUCACUUUAAAGACAAACCUCUUAUCUUACAGUAUGAAGUUUCCUUCCAAAAGGGGAUUGACUGUGGUGGAGCCUACAUCAAGUUGCUUUCACAGUCAGAUGACCUGCGUUUGAGCCAGUUCAGUGAUGCCACUCCAUACACAAUUAUGUUUGGUCCAGACAAAUGCAGCAGCAAUCACAAAAUACAUUUCAUCUUUAGUCAUCAUAAUCCCAUCACAAGGACAUAUGAAGAAAAACAUGCUCGCCAACCAGAAAUGGACCUUAGUGACUAUUUUACUGACCAGCAGGCGCAUCUCUACACUUUGAACUUAUAUCCUGACAACACAUUUGAGAUCCUCGUUGACCUGACGCUGAUUAAUAAGGGCAGUCUUUUGGAAGAUAUGGACACACCAGUGGCGUCUUCUGACCAAAAACAAGAACAUUUAACAAAUGAAGCCUCUGAUCUAAACUUGGAGCAACAUAUGAGGUCAGAUGGUGUGGACAGACAAAGAAACGAUUGCACUGAAGCUUCAGUUUGUGAGGGCUCUUCUCGUCCAGCAAGUUCAGGCUCUAACAAUCCGAAGAACCAACCCAGCACAAACACUAAUGAUAAGGACAACAAAGGAAAGCAGCAGUUCACAAUGAGUCCCAUUGCGGCUGUGGGUUUUGAGCUUUGGUCCCUUACUGGAGAUGUGAUGUUUGAUAAUAUCUUGCUUUGUGAUGAUCUGGAAGUAGCCAGACGGUGGACAGAAGACACAUGGGGCCAGAGACAGACACCCGGAAUGAUUGAAAAGCUGUUGAUGGCGACCGUCAAGCGGCCUUGGCUCUGGGGGGUCUAUGUCUUCACCGUGGGCCUUCCCAUCAUCCUCUUCGUUAGCUUAAUGUGGCCUGAUAAGCGGUUUGGACCACCAGAUCAAGACUAUUACUAUAAAAAAACAGACGAGCCCCAGACAGAUGGACCUCAGGAUGUGGAGGAGCACGUCACUCAUGAUCACGGUGAAAAUCAAAGAGUCGAAACUAAAAGCAGAGUGGUGAAGAGGGCUCCAAAAAACACAGAAGUAACAAGUUAAUAGUACACUCUGUCACAGAUUUCAGCAGAUAUUUCAUCAUCGACUGUCAACUGAUUAAAUAGUAUGAAAUGCUGACGUUCUCAUAUCAGAUACUCACGGAGCCCUUGAUGAAUCAUUCAGGUCUCAUUUUAUGUGGAGGAGCAGUGAUUGUUUCAUCACUCAACUCUCCAGUAGGUAGAUAGAAAUAAAAAUAUUCUCUGAAGUGAAAUGAUCCUCGUUACAGAACAUUAGUUAUGAUUUUCAAUCAUUAUUAAAGGAGUUUUUUCCUAACCAUCCGCAACAGCGACCCCUAGGGGUGUAACGUACGAACUGAUCAUGUCCCACAGUUUGGAAUGCACGUGACCUGCGGAUUAAAAACUGUUUUUUAAAUUGUAGAUUCUUCCAAGAGAUUGCCUGCCGCAUCAUUCAAAUCACAUGUAUGAAAGAAUUUUGGCUUUUUUGUAAAAUAUAAUGAGGUCGGAAGAAGCUGUGGUAGGACCUAAAUGCUGUCUUAGGUUAUUAAAGUUAUUUUCUGUCAA